Messenger RNA from Porites evermanni, 537 nucleotides. NCBI's taxonomy places the organism in Eukaryota, Metazoa, Cnidaria, Anthozoa, Scleractinia, Poritidae. The record is from the annotation of a GenBank genome assembly.
AUGGCGGAACAUGGAGCAUAUUCUCCUAGUCCAAGAACACCAUCUGCCUUUCAUCAGAGAAGCUCCCAUUCACGUUCAGCGUCAUGGUCGUACACAUCAGGAAAUGGGCAAAUCACUAUAACACCUUUAAACCCGAUCAGAUCGGUUAUUCGUGAGUUUGUUCCCAGUUUCGGCCAUCGAAGUCCAACUUCUCGAUCGUCUACUAGUUCUCCUCUUUCUCCUCUCUCUCCUUCGACUUACGUUAACAUAGCGGAGGUUCUGAGAGACGAAAACGAUGCAGAAGACAUAGAAUCGAGCAGGGUCUCCCCAUUUACCGCUGUAAACAACAAUUCGGGAAACUCAAGCGAUGGAGAUGCCGAAAGUGGCGAUGCUAACAUGGCCGCCGGGAAUUCUAGUGGUGCUAAUGGAAACGGUCGUUCUGCUGGAGAUAGAGUCGAGUUUCAAGGCACGAUAAACUGGAUUGAAAAGAGUUUACCUUUUGUCCUGCUGCUUCUGAGCAGAAUUAUGUGGGACCAUCGAUUAGGUAGGUGUUAUUAA